AUGGAUCUUCCUCCAGGAUUAAAUGUUGAUAAUAAAGGACUGGUCUGUAAACUAACCAAAUCCUUAUAUGGGCCGAAACAAGCUAGCAGACAAUGGUUUGACAAGCUUUCAUCAUUUCUUAUUUCUUCAGGAUAUACCCAAUCUAAAUCUGAUCAUUCCCUAUUUGUUAAAAGAACCCCUUCGGAUUUCACAGCCUUACUUAUAUAUGUUGAUGACAUUGUCUUGACAGGGAAUUCAAUGAAAGAAAUUAAUCUCAUAAAAACUCUUUUGGAUAAUCAAUUUCAGAUUAAAGAUUUAGGAGAACUCAAGUAUUUUCUUGGGUUUGAAGUGGCUAGAUCGAAGAAAGGGAUACACUUGUGCCAAAGGAAAUAUGCCUUGGAUAUCCUAGAAGAAACAGGAAUGCUAGGGAGUAAACCUAGUUCUACACCCUAUUUGAGCAAUACUAGCAGUCUAUACAAAACAGAGGAUUAUAUGGAGAAUCCUAGUGAUUAUAGGAGAUUAAUAGGAAAAUUAUUCUAUCUUACUAACACUAGGCCUGAUUUAUGCUUUACUGUCAAUCUUUUAAGUCAGUUCAUGCAGGAACCAACUAAGCACCACUAUCAAGCCUUACAACAUGUACUUAGGUAUGUCAAAUCAAGUCCAGUUGAAGGACUUUUCUUUGCUGCUGAUUCUAAUCCUCAGAUAAAGGGUUUCAGUGAUUCAGAUUGGGCCACAUGUCCUAAUACAAGAAGGUCUACUACUGGAUACUGUAUUUUCUUAGGCAACUCUCUUAUCUCAUGGAGGUCAAAGAAACAGAGUACGGUGUCAAGGUCUUCCACGGAGGCUGAAUACAGAGCUCUUGCAGCUACAGUGUGUGAGAUGCAGUGGUUGCACUAUCUUCUUCAAGAUUUACACAUUGAGCCAACAGCUACUGCUGUCCUUUAUUGUGACAACAACUCAGCAAGGCAUAUUGCCCACAAUCAAAGCUAUCAUGAGCGAACCAAGCACAUAGAGUUGGAUUGUCACGUUGUUCGUGAGAAAAUACAAGCCAAGCUCCUACAUUUGCUUCCCAUUCGAUCAGAAGGGCAACUCGCAGAUAUAUUUACUAAGUUUCCUCACCGGACUAGGUUCAAAUCUAUUAUUCCCAAGCUUGGAAUGAUAAAUAUCCACCAUCCAGCUUGA
Vigna angularis (adzuki bean) is the source of this 1161-nucleotide messenger RNA. RefSeq lists its product as uncharacterized. The record is from RefSeq and is a predicted model, not a curated record. Lineage: Eukaryota; Viridiplantae; Streptophyta; Magnoliopsida; Fabales; Fabaceae. Bases 1 to 1161 code for a protein of 386 amino acids. The transcript has a single exon.